Molecule: messenger RNA, 867 nt
Organism: Penicillium arizonense
Lineage: Eukaryota; Fungi; Ascomycota; Eurotiomycetes; Eurotiales; Aspergillaceae
Product: fungal specific transcription factor domain-containing protein
Exons: 3
Coding region: 1-867 (288 amino acids)
Biological process (GO): regulation of DNA-templated transcription
Molecular function (GO): zinc ion binding; DNA-binding transcription factor activity, RNA polymerase II-specific
Source: RefSeq, a predicted model, not a curated record
AUGUUUGAUAUGCUGCCACUGAAUUCGCAUAAAGAUAUUGCUCCGAUCCCCGGUCAUGGGCCUCAUCAGGCUGAGGGAAAUCUCAUCCCCCCCCCCGCCCCAAAAAGGCAAGCACGACCUGUUCAGCCUGCCAAAAACGCAAAUCGAGAGUAUGUAUGUCCCGCGCGGAGAAGUGUCACCCCUGACUUUGACAAGUGUGUAGGAGGUGUACCCUGUGACCCUUGCCAAACAGCCAAGACGAAGUGCGAGAUCAAUACCGACAACGAUGGUCGCCGUAGGGUCACCUUCAAGCGCAGAAUUCAAUCGUUGGAAAAGGACCGCGACUUGCUUCUCCAACUCGUGGAAACUCUCCGCAAUGAUGACGCGAAAACAGUUCCGGGAGUUCUAAAUUUGAUUCGAAGUAACGCGCCAUUAAAGGAAAUCCGGCAAUACUUGGCUCAAGGCCCCGACUUCAAAGAGGCGAAUGAGCAGGCCCAAGAAAUGGCAAGAGCCAUUGAUAUUGCAUUAUGCGGCCUCUUCAGUCUAAAUUCGAAUGCUACUUUGAGCUUACAGAAGCCGUCAAUGAUCAAGAGACUUGAUUUUGAGCAUCUCCCGCAAUACCAUGAUUGGAGAGACACUUGGAUUCCUUAUCCUAGACAAGCCGAGCCACUGUCAGCCCACACCAAUUGUGUGAUGAAUGGCAUGUUCGACCUGGCCAUUAUCUUGAGGGACGUGUCUGAUUACCUUUUUCGGGAGGCGAAGCCCACUUGCACUGAUCUUACCAAAGUCGAUACAUUCUACCAACGCCUACAACAGUGGGCCCAAAACCUUGCAGAAUGCAUCAAACCUGUAAACAUCCCAUCGCCUGGUGCUAUAGAAAUGCAGUGA